Molecule: messenger RNA, 736 nt
Organism: Cuscuta europaea
Lineage: Eukaryota; Viridiplantae; Streptophyta; Magnoliopsida; Solanales; Convolvulaceae
Source: the annotation of a GenBank genome assembly
CUUUCUCACUUAGCUUUGAGAAUUCAAAAAACUGUAUACAGAGAUCAUAGGACAAAUAAAGAUGUUGAGAGGCAGAGAAGAGAAAAUAGAGACAGUGUCCGAGAAACAGAUAAUGUAUACCAGAACUGGCAGCUUAAAGACGCCAGCGAAGAGAGCAUCGCCCGAAUUGGCUCAUCCGUUUCGAUAUUAUUUCAAGCGUUUCAGCGAAAGCAUGACGGACGCUUUGCGGAUCAUUUCUCCGGUGAAAUGCCGCAAACUCAACUCAUCACCACCAUUUUCAUCAUCAUCAUCAUCAUCGUCAUCUUCUUCUUCAUUUUCAUCUAAGUACAGCAGCCGGUCAUCAAGGCAGCAGAUGAUGGUGGCUGGCAGUACUAAUUGUCCAUGUACAUUUGCCGCUACAUGCCGGCAUUCAAUCGGAACAGAAGAUCACAGAGCUGAAGCCAUAGAUGAUUGUAUCAAAUUCAUCAAAUCCACCUUAUCCAGAUCAAAGUCACUCUCUCCUUAAGUUUAAUGAUUGAAUAUGCUGACGGUUAGUUAGGGUUUAUUAUGAGAUAUAGCUUAGAACAGUUUGUUCGUAUGUAACAUUUUUUGUGAUCAGAUCAAGUGAUCAAGUGGUGUGGAAAGUAGUAAUCUUGUUUUUAGUCAAAAGGAUCAUUUUUUAACCUAUCCAAAGAUAGUGUGUACUCAAAAUGAGAUAAGCUUUGCCUGAUCAUAAUUAUAAUGACUUGAUGAAUGA